Entrophospora sp. SA101 is the source of this 276-nucleotide messenger RNA. NCBI's taxonomy places the organism in Eukaryota, Fungi, Glomeromycota, Glomeromycetes, Entrophosporales, Entrophosporaceae. The record is from the annotation of a GenBank genome assembly.
AUGGUAAAAAAUGAAGAUGUUGUUUCAGGCACCUCUGAGACAAAAACUGAUACCAUUGUUAUGACAAUUUUGACUAGUCCGGCAAUAUUUAACUACAUUUUAAAGAAUAUAUCAGUUGACUAUGGUUGUGGUGAACUGCAGAUUGCUACAGAACUUUUGGCAGCUGCAUAUGAAAACCAUCAAAGGAUGUUAUGGGAGAUCAAGUGCUUUUUGCUGUUUGGUUCAUUUGUUCUUAUUUCACAUUUUAUUGCUUUGAAGUCAGUAAUAAUACUUUAG